This is a messenger RNA of Aspergillus ibericus CBS 121593, 1665 nucleotides long. RefSeq names its product alpha-amylase. Bases 1 to 1665 code for a protein of 554 amino acids. Lineage: Eukaryota; Fungi; Ascomycota; Eurotiomycetes; Eurotiales; Aspergillaceae. The transcript has 2 exons. Gene Ontology annotation, molecular function: calcium ion binding; alpha-amylase activity. The record is from RefSeq and is a predicted model, not a curated record. Gene Ontology annotation, biological process: carbohydrate catabolic process.
AUGCAUUCCAGGUCUGUCCUUCGGACCCUCGCGGUGGCCGGGUUGUUAGGGUCGUCGCUGGCGGCCACCACCGAGGAAUGGAAGUUGCGGACCAUCUAUCAAACCAUGACCGAUCGGUUCGCGCGCACCGAUGGAUCCACCACAGCCCCCUGCAACACCACCGAGGGCUUGUACUGCGGUGGCACCUGGAAGGGCAUGAUCGACAAAUUGGAUUACAUCCAGGGGAUGGGCUUUGAUGCCGUGAUGAUCUCGCCGGUCAUCGAAAACAUCGACGGCCGCGUGUCGUACGGGGAAGCCUACCACGGCUACUGGCCCUUGGAUCUGUACUCCCUCAACUCGCAUUUCGGCACGCAUCAGGAUCUGCUGGAUCUGAGCGAUGCCCUGCAUGACCGCGGCAUGUAUCUCAUGAUGGACACGGUCCUCAACAACAUGGCCUACGUGACCAAUGGCUCGAACCCAGCCACGUCGAUUGACUAUUCCGUGCUCACACCGUUCAACAGCUCGUCGUACUAUCACUCCUACUGUAAGAUUUCGGACUGGAACAACUUCACCAACGCCCAGCUGUGCCAGACCGGCGACAACAUCGUGGCGCUGCCUGAUCUCUUCACCGAGCACAGUGACGUCCAGGAGACCCUGGAGAACUGGGCCAAGGACAUCAUGUCCACCUACUCGAUCGACGGCCUUCGCAUUGAUGCGGCCAAGCAUGUGACGCCCAGUUUUCUGAAGAAUUUCGAGAAUGCCGUGGGCAGCUUCAUGACCGGUGAGGUGAUGCAGCAGGAAGUCUCGACCAUCUGCGAGUACCAGAACAACUACAUUGGCAGUCUCCCCAACUAUCCGAUCUACUAUGCGUUGCUGCAGGCCUUUACCCUGGGCAACACGACGGCCUUGGCCACCCAGGUGCAGGCUAUGAAGAACGCGUGCCGCGAUGUGACGGCCCUGGCGUCGUUCUCGGAAAACCACGAUGUCGCGCGCUUUGCCGGCCUGACCAAGGACCUGGCGCUUGCGAAGAACGUGCUCACGUUCACCCUCUUGUUUGAUGGCGUGCCCAUCAUCUACCAGGGUCAGGAGCAGCAUCUCGAUGGCGGCUACUCGCCCGUCAACCGCGAGGCCAUCUGGCUGACCGAAUACAACACGGACGCCGACCUCUACAAGCUGAUCACCAAGCUGAACCUCAUCCGGAAGCACGCCGCCCGGCUGGACCCACACUACGUGGACGUCCAGACGACCACGGUGUUCGAGGGAGGCAGCGAACUGGGCUUCCGCAAGGGCGUCGAUGGCCGACAGGUGAUCAUGCUGUUGUCGUCGCAGGGCGCGAACGGCGGGUCCUACAACCUGUCGAUGCCGGUGAGUUUCACGGGCGGCACGGUGGCGACGGAGGUUCUCAACUGCGUCAACUACACGGUCAACGACCUGAGUGAACUGGUGGUCCCAAUGGACAAGGGCGAGCCGCGGGUGUUCUUCCCGGCGGAUCUGAUGCCGGGCAGUGGGCUGUGUGGCUUCCCCGUGUCGAACGUCUCAUACGCGACCCUGAAGACCAAGGCGGCCAGCAAGGCUGCGGCCGUGGCGGCGUCCGGAGGCAUCCCGACGACGGGGAAUGUGGCCUCUAGCGCCUUGUUCUCCCUGGGCGUGGCCGCAAUGGCGAGCCUGGUGCUGGGAGGGUUGUAA